UCUCACUUUUCACGAGAUUUCGGGUCCGAAUAGCACGAGUUUGAGCCUCGUUCUCUUAGUUGUAUUUUCGAAUUUCAUCAAUCGCGUUCCUAGGGGAGAAGAAAAUAACGAGAAGUUUCCCGUGUCGACGACUUUGAUCAAGACAUGGCGAGAUCCGGAAAGCUUUUGCUCUUCCUUGGACUGUGGGGGUUGGCUGCAGCACAGAUCGAUCCCAGUGUCUGUCCCCACAAGCAGCAGGGAGCCACCUACAAAGCGUGGUCAGCCACCACUACCUGGCCUAAUGGGGCACCCGAUUCUACCGUUGACGUCACGCUAAAUGACGGAAUAUACCUGGUAGAUACAGACGUAGACGUGAAGAGCAUAACCGUUAACACGAACGCCAUUCUUGUCUUCAACGAUGCUGACCUCUCAGUGCGCACGCGCUACAUCUUAGUCCGCGGAGAGCUUUACCUAGGCUCAGAAAACUGUAAACUUACAAGCAACAUUGAUAUUACUCUCUACGGUGACAAGGGAGACGUUGCUAUUUCUGGAUUCGGGGAGAAGUUUAUUGGCGUGGAGGGGGGAGUCCUUCAUAUCCAUGGCAACCCACAGGUGUCUUGGUCUAAGCUUACAAAGACCGUUCACCGACUCAAGGAUGGACAGAUUGCUGACGUCUAUAACGAUGGAGAGAAGAAGACCAGUUACCAGGGAAUUGUCAUGUACGUGUGGGACGCCACUUCCGGUCAGCUGGAGAGAUCAGAAGGCGUGUACUCCGCCGGACGUUCCAUCAUCACCAAGUCAGGAGUCCAAUGCGAGGCUGAUCAGGAGGCCAAGAUGUUUGAAGAAACCCUCAACAACGUUCCGGAUGGCAAGAUCAUCGGACUGGCCCUUAGGAAACAGCUCUUCCGACGCGGUAACGUGAACUACGCCAUGUUCUACGAGAUUUUUGAGAACUUUGCCUUCGGUAAAGUGACGGGGAAUAGCGGCGUACGAGAUGUGAGGCUCCAUGACGCCUGGUCAUUCAUCAUGAGGAAAGGAGAUACCAGUACUUCCCAGGAGCUCUUGUUGAAGGACGACAAGAAAAUACUAGCGCGGACCGCUGAGCUUUACCACUAUGACAACGGAAUCAAGUUCACUGCUCGCAGCUGGGUUCACACCAUUCGGCGAGGUGCUUGCUAUUCCCGCGCAAAGAGCGCUAAAGCGGAAAUUGCCGAUCCUAAACUUGCUUUGACUGAUGACGUUAGUUCCUGGAAAGUGGGCGAUGAAGUUGUUCUUCUAUCCACCGACUACGACCCUAAACAGGCGGAAGUGACCACCGUCAAACAAUGUGACGAUUGCAGCGCCAACGAAGUCAGGAUCAAUCUGGAACCAUUAUUCACUCACUUUGGAGAAAUAGUAAACGGCGUGGACAUGCGCGGUGAAGUUGCACUGCUUAGUAGAAACAUAAAAAUCCGAGGGGCUCCGGCAACAAACAGUAAGACACUCGGAGGCCAUAUCAAGGUUAUGAGGGGUUUCAAGGAGGCACAGGUGGAAAAUGCAGAACUAGUGAACUUGGGACAAUUAGACACACUAGGAAACUAUCCAUUCCACUGGCAUAUGUGUGGUGACGUCACAAACUCGUACAUCCGGGGUAGCAGUAUUAGGGACUCCAAUGCUCGAUGCGUCACGGUUCAUGCAACUAACGGAGCUGUCGUGGAAAAUAAUGUAUGUUUCCGAGCGGUCGGUCACGGAUAUUUCCUGGAGGAGGGAGGUGAGGUGGACACGACAUUUGCCGGAAAUCUGGGAGCCGGAAACAUCCGGACCAACAAACUCACCAAAACCGACGGAAUGCCUUCGACAUUUUGGAUUACAAAUCCUAAAACCAUCUUGCGGAAUAACGUUGCAGCCGGAAGUGACUAUGCCGGGAUCUGGUAUGUAUUCCCGGAUGAGCCUAUUGGAGCCUCCUACGGAAUUGUGAAAACCAUGCAGAAAGACGAAGCAAAGCGGACCCCGAUCACAGAGUUCACCAACAACGUCGUACAUUCUAACCGCGUGGGCGGGUUAUUCUUUGACCGACGCUUGAGGAACGACACUGGAUUCGCCUUUGGAACCAAAUACACCCCGCUCAGUGACCCCCAGGACGAGACCUCUGCCCCACAGACCGCUGUAUUCAACAGGCUUACAGCGUACAAGAACGAGCAGUUCAACGGCUGGUUCGACGCUUCAAACAUUCAGAUCACACAAUCAUCAUUCUCCGAUAGUUUAGUUUCUCUGGCAGUAAGAAGAAGCAGCGAUGGACUGGAGUGCACGGUUACGAACAGUGUCUUCAUGGGGGAGUCCUCAAACAUCGGGGAACCCUCGGUCAUCAGGGGGAACGGUGUGGUCAAAACCUACCCCCGAGCCGUGCCCCUCAAGAUGGCGAACCAGCCCCGUCAAGGUUUCGUCUUUUACGAUCGGGAAAUCUCCCUGUCCGACUCAUGGUUCGGUAACUACGCUAGCACCGACGAUUACAGCGCAGGCGCAUUAGGAUUCCAACGAAACAACCUGCACCUUGCAACCCACGGAGCUUUUACCAAGAACCUGUUGUUCGGCUUCGGCGAUGCUUCACAGGGUAACCGUGUGUUUGAUGGAAACGCUACUGACGUCGGCUUUACGUCACUAGAUGGUGACGACAUCGUAUUGUUUGAAGAUCUUGACGGGUCCGUGACAGGAAGUGCCGGCAACUUUGUGGUCAAGCCACUUCCGAUCCACAUGACUGAACAGUGUGUGGAGAUCGACAACUGGAAGAUGGCCGUCUGCCCGCAUCCAUUUGGACAGGUUCGUAGCAAUUUUGCCGGUAAAAAUUCUGACCAAAUCAUCGUCACGCGUGAUGACGACAGCGAUGACCCAAUUAUGGCAGACAGGCGAUCCUUCGCCCCAUUCCUGACCAUUCUCGGCGGCACCCACAGUUAUCUGGUCCGCAGCAACGCCGCCACGGCACCUGGGUGGUUUCGAUUUGAGUUCUUGGGACUCACUUUAUCUAAAUAUGCUUCCCUCGCUGUCUGUAUUCCCCGACAGUCUACCCUUAAAAUGGCUAUGAAGAAUCAGGUGACUGAUAAGUGGGAACGAGGGGUGGCGGCCAACUCGUACGAUGAAUUCACAUCAAGCCUUUCUCGAACGAGCUACUUUGUUGACCAGGAAGUCGGCGUUGUUUUCUUCAAUGCCAUGCACAUGCGUGAACGGGUUGAAUCGGACAGAGGAAAUUGUCUGGACGGCAAGUGUCCAUUUGUAGGUUUUACCAACUCGGGCGGCGAUAGAACGGACACCGACUGCAGUGAGCGGUUCUACGCAAAAUACAGCAAGUCACCCGUUCUGCCCUCCCGGAAGAAGAGAGCAGUAGGAGUGACUUCCGCCGACAAAUUUUCUGCCUCCAGAGCCACUCCUCCACAGGCCUGGGGAGCUGGAGACACCAAAUCUACCGUUUCUAUUCAACUUGGAGUGUGAAAGAAGAACUGUUUAUUUUUUUUUAAUAAAUGAAUUACACGAA
This is a messenger RNA of Magallana angulata, 3484 nucleotides long. RefSeq names its product cell surface hyaluronidase-like. The coding region runs from base 145 to 3441 and encodes 1098 amino acids. Lineage: Eukaryota; Metazoa; Mollusca; Bivalvia; Ostreida; Ostreidae. The record is from RefSeq and is a predicted model, not a curated record. The transcript has 24 exons.